UAAUCCGCAAGGCGUCCGGCGCACGAAAUCCCGCGCCUUCCUUCUCUCUGUCUCUCUCUGCCUUCUAAGUUUCAUCCAAAACCAAAUCCAAUCGAAUCGAAUCGAAUCGCCGUUUAACUUCCCAGGCACAACUGCUCAUUCAUAACCAACUUCUUCUUCUUCUUCGCGCUCGCCUGAAACACACCAGUCUCUGAAUCCCCUGCUCGCGUUUCGAAUCGUGUGAUCCUUGUGGAGAGGGAUCGCGAUCACAAGUUCGUUUGUCUUGUCGCUUAACAGGAAUUCGACACACCGGGAUAGAAGAUGCUGGGAGAGUUCAUCUCCAGAGGACUUGUAAUGGUUCUGGGGUACGCCUACCCUGCGCUUGAAUGUUUCAAAGCUUUAGAGGGGAACAGAGUUGAGACGGCAGACCUUCGCUUUUGGUGUCAAUAUUGGAUUAUUAUAGCAAUUUUGACGGUGAUGGAGAGAUUUGUUUCAUGGGUUCCAAUGUAUGACGAGGUGAAGCUUGCAGUGAUCAUCUAUUUGUGGCAUCCGAAAACCAAGGGAACUGGGUAUAUCUACGAGACAUUCUUGCGGCCGUACGUGGCGAAGUACGAGCCCGGCAUGGACCGGAACUUACAGGAGGUGAGGGCGAGGGCGUGGAACGUGGCCCUGUACUAUUGGAAAAACUGCACCGAGCUGGGGCAAUCAGCCUUUGUAGAUAUUAUGGACUAUUUGGCUCAUGGGAAGGUUUCAAGAUCGAGCAAGAAGGACAAGAAGAAGUGAAGUUGCAGCUUGGAUUAAUUCAAAUGGGAGCAAUACUUGUACAGAAAUGUUUGUCUAAAACAAACCAUACCUAGUUUUGUACUUCUAUUGUUAUGCUUAGAAUUACUUGCCAAGAUCUUUAAUUGAUGUUGUGAGUGAGGAUCAUCUUUAUUCUUGUUAAGAUAAAUAUCAUUUUUAUUAGAUUUUAUCGUCAAACGUUAUGUCUA
Messenger RNA from Diospyros lotus (date-plum), 968 nucleotides. RefSeq names its product putative HVA22-like protein g. The record is from RefSeq and is a predicted model, not a curated record. NCBI's taxonomy places the organism in Eukaryota, Viridiplantae, Streptophyta, Magnoliopsida, Ericales, Ebenaceae. The transcript is spliced from 8 exons. Bases 301 to 762 code for a protein of 153 amino acids.